Didymella exigua CBS 183.55 is the source of this 2401-nucleotide messenger RNA. RefSeq lists its product as uncharacterized. The record is from RefSeq and is a predicted model, not a curated record. Bases 102 to 2087 code for a protein of 661 amino acids. Lineage: Eukaryota; Fungi; Ascomycota; Dothideomycetes; Pleosporales; Didymellaceae. The transcript is spliced from 2 exons.
AUUGAUCUCUCCAUAUUUAUAUUCAAUCUUCUUCGUUCAUAUCCGACCUUCGGAAACCGCAGAAUUACAUCCACCCUCGUACUGGCCGAACUGAAACCACAAUGCUCGACUACAACAAGCACACUGUCGCGCAACUGCGGCAGCUACUGAAGGACCGAGGCAUACCGAGCACAGGUCUCACGAGGAAGGCUCAGAUCAUUGAGAAGCUUGAAGAAGCAGAUGGUGCUGGCAUCGACGCUCCUGAAGCAAGCAAAGCGACCGAGGAUGUUGCCGAGCAGGAGUCUGAGCAGGCUGUAGAACAAGGCGCACAGCCAGGAGCUUUACAUGGGCCACCACUCCAGGAGAAUGGGAGCAUGUUUCGCGAAUCCAUCGAAGCUCACAGGGGUGCUGAGCCACGCUCAGAACCCAAGCAAAUUGCAACCGAAACACAGGCAGAAGCAGAGCACACACCCGUUCCUGCGCCAACGGCCGAUCGCUCACCUGAGACCGUUUCACACAUCGGCAGUGAUGUACCUCUGCCGAACGACACGAAAAUAUUUGAACAACCUGCCGAAGACACUACAGCGGAGGAAGAAAUAGGAGGCCCACAACCCACAGAAGUCUUCAGUGCUGCACCCACGACACUCGAAGACGACCAAGUCGGACCGCACAUCACCGAGCCUACAGACGAAGAGGUUGAAGUGAAAGCAAAGGGCAAGAAGGCAGAUAUCGCACAAGACGAGCUCCAUGAAGCCCCAGGGCCAGCUGCUGAAGCUUUGAGGCUAGCACGGCCGGAGCAAGAGAGGUUGAGAGAUACACAAGAUACAGCCAUGGACAUCGAGACACCCUCACCAGCACCGAACGAGCGGGAUACUGUCGAAAAACCAGAGUUGCUGCCGAUACCUGAGAGAUCGACGGCAGAGACAUCAAGGCUCAACACUGAGGAGCUCGAGGCAGAUACCAGGAAAAGGAAACGGAGAAGUAACUCCCCAGACCUCACAACGAAGGAGAUGCUUGUGAAGAAGCCAAGACCAAGUCAAGAGCCGGUCUCAGACGUUCAUCUGAAGGAGGGCGACGAUGUUGUCAUGGAACAGCGGAGACCAGAUGAUUCACCCUCAGACUCCAAGCGGGAAAGGAAGGAGAACCUGAGCCGAUACAAAGAUCUUGUGCAACCCAGCUCAAACCAGCCGGCAGAUGCCUUGGAUGACGAUCGACCUACUGUCCCAGCUAUUCAUACUGUAACGUCUGCGCUCUACAUCCGCAACUUCAUGCGCCCGCUCCGUCCCGAACCGCUACGUACACAUCUCGUAUCACUCGCUUCGCCACCAUCGUCCUCACCAGGUACCUCGAUCGUAUCCGCACUGUUCCUGGACAACAUGAAAACCCACGCGCUCGCCCUCUUCACAUCUACAACCGCUGCAAGUCGGGUACGCGCCAGUCUACACGGAUCAAUCUGGCCGCCUGAGGGGAACAGGAAGGAGCUCUGGGUAGACUUCGUCCCCGACGACCGGGUAGAAGAAUGGAUACAUAUCGAGGAGGAUGCGCUGGCCGCUGAAAAGGAAGCGCGUGCAUCCGGCCGCCCCAUCGCCACGAAACGGUUCGAAGUCGUUUACAACGAAGGCAAAGACGGUAUUGAGGCUGUACACCAAGAAGUCGGCUCCAGCGCGCCCAUCAACGCGCCACGAGGUCCUCGAGGAAGCUUGGAUGACCGCCGACCGUCGGACAUACCUGCGCCACUGCCAAUAGCCCCGACAGAGGAACUGAAGAAAGAAACGUCUGCAUCCUUCAAGACACUGGACGAGCUUUUUGACUCCACGAAAGCGAAACCGCAACUUUACUACCUCCCUGUCAGCGACUCGAUAUCAGAAAUUAGACUGAAGAAGUUCCAGCUGGAGACAAGUAGAGAUUGGAAUCCGGAAGCGGUCAGGAAGGGAAGAGGCAUGCAGAAAGAACCGAAGUAUAGGUAUACAUUUGAUGAUGACGAUAGGAUUGUCGAGGCUGGUGAGGAUCGAGGACCUUGGGCGGAAGAUCUGAGGGGUGGAAGAGGAGUGUUCAGAGGGAGAGGCGGGUUCAGAGGAGGACGAGGCGGUGGGAACUGGAGAGGUUGAACGAGGCACGAGACCAAAAACAAUGGAGAUGGGUUCAAGAGCUUGGGUCGCUUUGGUUCACUUGGGUUACUGGCUUGCUGACGCACUGAUCACGACACAUUGCAACGGCCCGUCCGCCGCCGUUCUCACGGCCCUUCAAUACUAUACGAACGAACUGUCUGUACCGACGACAGGUAUGGUGCUGAACUCCAGUUCCAGCCCCAAACAUCUCCGCCACUCCGAACGAGAGCGAAUGCUGAAACAAAUACGUGGCGGCGAAGACACCACACUUGCAUCGCGCCCCCUGCCUUCUCGGCUUCACAACUACAUUUCGC